Messenger RNA from Diaporthe citri, 6879 nucleotides. RefSeq lists its product as uncharacterized. Gene Ontology annotation, biological process: secondary metabolite biosynthetic process; fatty acid biosynthetic process. The record is from RefSeq and is a predicted model, not a curated record. The transcript is spliced from 5 exons. Gene Ontology annotation, molecular function: oxidoreductase activity; fatty acid synthase activity. Lineage: Eukaryota; Fungi; Ascomycota; Sordariomycetes; Diaporthales; Diaporthaceae. The coding region runs from base 1 to 6879 and encodes 2292 amino acids.
AUGACCAACCAUCUCACCAAUCUCGGCGUUCUGUCCCGUGAAGGCAAGUCAUAUAGCUUCGAUGAGAGAGCCAACGGUUACGCACGUGGCGAGGGAAUCGCCGUUGUGAUUCUCAAGAGAAUUUCCGAUGCCUUGAGAGACGGUAACACGAUUCGUGGCAUCAUCAGGAACAUCGGAUGCAAUCAGGACGGAAAGUCUCCAGGCAUCACAAUGCCUACCGCAGAAGCUCAAUCAGCGCUGAUCAACCGAUUAUACACUGAAGCUGGGCUGGAUCCUGGUUCAACUGGAUAUUUCGAGGCCCACGCAACUGGCACUGGUGUUGGAGACCCCAUUGAGAUGAGUGCGAUCAAUUCCGUCUUUGCGGAGCACUUCACAGCCGAAAACCCUAUGUAUGUUGGUUGUGUGAAGACGAAUGUCGGGCAUCUGGAAGGCUCUGCGGGCCUCGCUGGGCUACUGAAGUCCGUUUACAUCCUCGAGAGCGGCAUCAUUCCUCAGAAUUUGUGGUUUGAGAAGUUGAAUUCCCAAGCAAAUCUUGGCAAGGGCCGUUUUCUCAUUCCCACGACUGCAGUUCCCUGGCCAGGGCAGGGCGCGCGACGGAUCUCCCUGAACAGCUUUGGAAUUGGAGGGACCAAUGCACACGUUAUUCUUCAAGAUGCACGUUCAUACCUUGAGAAUAAUGUCCUGGGCGGGCAAUAUCUAUCGCUCAGCCCCUCGCCAGAGCUCGGAGGAACGCCCAGCAGUGUUGGUUCGGAGUACAGUCUUGUUGGCUCCGAAUACCUGCCACAGUCCAAGCCCAAGCUUUACGUCCUCUCUGCAUUCGAUCAAGGCGGUGUCAGCAGGCUUGCAAACACCUAUAUCUCUCAUCUACAAAAGAAGUGUUCUCAUCAUGAGGAUGCCUACCUAGGCAAUUUGAGUUACACGUUGGCAGCCAAACGAACCGCUUUCUCCUGGAGAGCGGCCGUGGUUGCAGACAGCGCUGACAAUCUCAAAAGGGCCCUACAAGCACUCGAAGAUCAGAAGCCUCUUCGCGCGAAGACAAAGCUGAAUCUCGGACUCGUCUUCACUGGGCAAGGAGCACAGUGGCCUGGCAUGGGGCGAGAACUGCUGCGGCACCCGGUGUUUAGGGGAAGCAUCGAGGCCUCGAGCCGGUACCUCGAGAGCCUCGGUUGCUCGUGGUCCUUGAUUGAUGUGUUGUCCGACAACAACGGUGGUUUGGAUAUCAACUGCCCCGCUCUGAGUCAACCUGUAGUCACCGCGCUUCAAAUUGCACUUGUGGAACUUCUUCAGAGCUGGUCUGUCCGAGCCCAUGCUGUCAUUGGACACUCUUCAGGAGAGAUCGCUGCCGCGUUUGCGGCUUCCGCAAUUUCUCGCGAAAGUGCCUGGAAGAUUGCGUACUAUCGCGGUGUUUUGUGCUCGAGCAUUAGUUCUGGAGCCAUGAUGGCUGUUGGCCUGGGACGUGAAGAGGCAGAAGCCUACGUCGGAAGCGCCAACCAUUCGGUCAAGGAAGGCGGAGUCACUAUUGCUUGUAUCAACAGUCCUAAGAACGUCACUGUCAGUGGCAGCAUUGAAGGCAUCGACAAGGUUUCUGCACUCUUGGAUGCGGACGGUGUCUUUGGCAGAAAAUUGCGCGUCACCAAUGCCUAUCACUCGCCACACAUGAAUCCAAUUGCCGAUGCCUACGGCCGCCUGAUUGGGGAAAUCUCCGCAGGGCCCAACGUCGACGAAAACCAACGACCAAAGUUCUUUUCUUCGUCCUUGGGUAGGGAAGCUGGAGUGGAGCAGCUCCUCGACGGAGCGUACUGGGUUCGCAACCUUCUUCAACCAGUCGAAUUCAGCGAUUGUCUGCAAGCCAUGAUGUCAGAUCCAGGUGCUGGAAAGACGACAUCAAGGAACGCUGCGAUCAACCUGCUCAUGGAAGUUGGUCCACAUUCAGCCCUUCGGUCACCUAUCCGCGAUACCCUACAGAUUGUUCCUGGAGGGAGGGACGUCGCGUACAAAUCCGUUCUUGCAAGAGACUCUCCUGCAGAUCAGACAACUCUAGAAGCCGCAGGCUGGCUCUUCACGCGAGGAUACCACUUAGACCUUUCUGCGGUUGUCGUCAGUAGUGCUGCAAAGAAGGCAGCGACCAUGCUAGUCGACCUGCCUGGAUACCCAUUCGACCAUUCGACGUCAUAUUGGAACGAAAGCCGGUUGAGCAAAGACUACAGGUUCCGCAAAUUCCCACGCCAUGACCUUCUUGGAGCUCCUAUCCCAGACUGGAACCCAUCCAACGCGAUCUGGGGUCAUUACAUUCGCGCCAAAGAGAAUCCAUGGGUCAAGGAUCAUGUCAUCACUGGGAGUACUCUGUAUCCAGCGGCAGGCAUGCUUGUGAUGGCUAUUGAAGCUAGCAAGCAACUGGCCGAUCCUGCCCUCAAACUGUCUGGCUUUCGACUAAAGGAUGUCUCUUUCCACACAGCGCUCGAAGUUCCUGAUGACAUCGAAGGCCUUGAGACCCGAUUCCAUCUUCGCCCGCUUUGGGAGGGCAACUCAAGCCAGUCCGCUACGUGGAGUGAAUUUGAGCUGUGGGGUUACAAGAACGACGAAUGGCGGAAUCACUGCCGCGGCUGGAUUCAGGCCGAAUUCUUCUCGGGCCACACCGUCGUGGAUGGGGGCUUAGAGCAAAGGAAGUCUGAAGAGGCAUUCGCCAAGAUUGUGGACGAUUCAGACAGAAGCUGUCUCGAUCCACUCACGAACGAUCAGGUCUACGAUGCAUUCCACUCUGCUGGCCUAGGGUACGGUCCAACCUUCCGAAACCUGUCAGAUGUAAGUGUCGGCAAUUCCCAUGAGGCGGCGAUGACUCUCACGGCACCGGAUCUGCGAUCGGUCAUGCCCUACGGAUUCACACACCCCCACGUUAUCCAUCCCACCACCCUCGACAGUGCUCUUUCUGCCGCAUUCAUUGCUCUCCAUCGAGGCGGCGCGGAUGGCGGUGACAUGCAAGCUGCCGUUCCAACUUCAAUCAAGGAGAUGUGGAUCGCUUCUGACCAGGAGGACGACAUUCCCCUGCAGUCCAUGCGGAUUUCCGCUUCAACCAGGGCCAUGGGGGCGCGGAAGUUCGAGGCUAAACUGGUAGGAGUCGGUCCUCGAUCCCGAAAGCCGCUUCUCGCAAUGGAGGGCUUGGUGUGCACAUCAAUCUCACACGGUGAACCGACUCGAAGGGACACGAGCUCCUGUUACAAUGUCGACUGGAGGCCUGAUGCUACCCUGCUGCGACAAGAACAUGCCCUACGUGUCCUUGGAGUAUCUGACUCACUUGUUGACGCCAAUGAGUCGGCUGUCUGUUCCGAUACACUCGCACUUGUCUACGCAUACCUGAAGCGCUACAUACAAUCCCAAGGCAUCCACAGCUUCGAUCCAACCAGGACGCAUUACCAGAAAUAUCUUUCUUGGGCACAGCGGUUCAUUGCACAACGCGAGGACGAUAGGUCGAUGCAGAAUCGCCUUGACUGGGACGAUGAAACCAUUACUGCGCUUGAGGCCAAACUGGAGCACGAAAAUGCUGGUGGGAGAUUAACCGUAGGUGUGGGACGAGUGCUGGGUGAGAUAUUGUCCGGAAAACGAGACCCUUUGCAGCUUCUGUUCACAGACCAACUGGCCGAAGGCAUCUACCACCGACCAUACAGCUCUGCCAUCAUCGGUAGCUACAUGCGCACGCUCGCACACAAAAACCCGCACUUGAACAUUCUGGAAGUCGGUGCUGGAACUGGUGCUACAACGGGUCCAGUGCUGGACUCACUUGUCGAAGACGGAAAGCCAUUGUUUGCGCGCUACGACUUCACAGAUCUUUCGCCAGCUUUUUUCCCCAAAGCCGAGCAAGUCUUUCAGACUGUUGCACACAAAAUGCAGUUCGCAACUCUCAACAUUGAGCAAGAUCCCAUUGUCCAGAACUUUGAAGCCGGACACUAUGACGUGGUUAUCGCUUCAAACGUUCUUCACGCAACUAGGAGCAUAAACGAUACACUAGAUAAUAUUCGCCGACUUUUGAAGCCGGGUGGGAAACUUGUUCUUUUCGAGGUCACGAACCUGGACACGUAUGGCAACUUUUCGUUCGGCUUAUUGCCAGGCUGGUGGCUUAGCACUGAGCCCUAUCGUCAGACCGGUCCACUGCUUACUGUGGCCAGCUGGAACUCGCAUUUCGAGGCCAAUGGUUUUACAGGUGUUGAUCUUUGCUUCGACGAUGGACUCGCUCCUGCAGAGUUUAACGUCAUGAUUGGUACUGCGACUUCGUCUGCCACAGGCGUCGAGAGCGAUGCACAUGGAGAAUCCUCGAUCAGCAUUAUCAUCGACGGUCGAUGUCAGUUGCAACAGCAGCUCGCCAGUCACUUGCAAGGACAGCUGUCACCCACCCACCCCUCCAUCGACACCUUGCCCCUACAGAGCCUGGAUGGGACAAAUUUCGACCGAAAGGCAUGCAUCUUUCUUGCGGAGCUCUAUGAGUCUGUCCUUGCCACUCCGGAUGGGAAGACGUUCGACGGGAUCAAGAACAUGUGCGGAUCGGCACGUGCCAUUCUGUGGGUUGUCCAAGGCGGAGGAGUCACUCCAACGAACCCCACCUCAGACAUGGUCCUUGGGUUCGCGCGAACCAUGCGCAUGGAAAACGCAGCUCAAUUCGUCACGUUGAGCCUUGCGAGUCUAUCUCCAACGGAAGUGACCCACGCUACAGACACGAUUCUUCAGAUCGUCAAGGAGAAACUGCUUAAGCCCGACUCGUCGGAGAUUGUGGAUAAUGCAUUCUGCGAGCACGAAGGCUUUUUGAAGAUUCCCCGGCUCGUCGCCGGCUCUGGUCUUUGCACCGAAAAGAGCAAGGCCGGGUCACCUGCUCUGCGUGGGUCCAACUAUGAGCCGGAGCCAACGGUCUUCGGAGCCAUUCCUGAGCGCGCUCUGAUGUUGGAGGUUGCCACCCCCGGUCUUCUAGACUCAAUGCGCUUCGUGGACGAUGACAUAUAUGGUAAGCCACUUGGAGAGGGAGAAGUAGAAUUCCGCAUCAUGGCUGCCGGCCAAAACUUCCGACAUUUGCUCCACGCCCUAGGCCAGUUACCGAACAGCGCCAAUGGUGCCGAAGCCUCAGGUAUCGUCACUCGUGCCGGACCUAACACACCUUUCAAGGUUGGCGACCGUGUCUUUGGUUGUCACGAAAGGCUGUUCGGCACUUUUGCUCGAGGACCUCAUCACUGCUUAGCACCUAAGCCUGACCAGCUAUCAUUCCGCGAAGCUGCAGCCAUACCUAUCGUCUUCAUGACCGCCUACAUAGCCCUCUACGACUAUGCCCGCAUCAAGACGGGUGAGACGGUGCUGAUUCAUUCUGCCGCUGGUGGUCUUGGGCAGGCCUGUAUUCAAUUGGCACAGCUCGCAGGCGCCGAGGUCUUCGCAACGGUUGGUUCACUGGACAAGGUUGAUCACCUAGCCCAAACCUAUGGCAUCCCGCGCGACCACAUCUUCUCAAGUCGGGACCUUAGUUUCUCCAAGGGCGUGAUGCGCAUGACUGGCGGUCGAGGUGUCGAUGUCGUUGUUAAUUCGUUGUCGGGAGCAGCAUUACGUGCAACGUGGGAGUGCGUUGGCUCCUUUGGCCGCUUCGCCGAGUGCGGCAAGAAGGAUUUCCUUGCUGCAGCCACGCUUCCGAUGUAUCAGUUCCUCAGAAAUGUCAGCUUCCGCUUGAUUGAUCUGGAGAUGCUGGUUAUGGAAGAGCAGGAAGAGGCCGGGCGGGUGAUGAGGGAGGUGAUGCAACUGGUGGACUCGGGUUCCAUCAAGAGCAUCCGACCUUUGCAUAUCUUCCCUUACUCCCAAAUCCACGAGUCCUACAAGUUCAUGCAGUCGGGCAAGCAUUUUGGCAAGAUCAUCCUGGAAUCGCGGCCUGAGGAGACAGUCAUGGUAAGCGUUGGCUCUGAUUCUGUGCUCGACGACGUGAAGGCUAAUCUUUCAAAGGCAAUCCCGUCCCAAAAGGCAUCAUGGUCUUUCGAUGCGGAUGCAACCUAUGUGAUUUCUGGUGGCCUAGGUGGCAUCGGCCGUGGUAUUGCCCGCUGGAUGGCCAAGCGAGGAGCCCGGAAUCUAGUUCUGCUAUCUAGAACCGGGCCGACGCGAAAGUCAGGACAGGCAUUGAUGGCCGAGCUAGCUGCAAGGGGCGUUACUGCUCUUGCUCCGGCUGCUGACGUCACAGACGCAGCUGCACUGAGAAGAGUACUGGAAGAUGUCUCCGUGACACUGCCUCCUGUUAAAGGUUGUAUUCAGGCGGCUAUGGUCCUCAAGGUAUCUUUACCCACGCUAGCUUCUAACCCCGAGACCUGUGUCGACCCCAAACUGGCAGGCACCCUGAAUCUUCAGCAGAUGCUGCCCCCGACCAUGGAUUUCUUCAUCAUGCUGUCAUCAUUCGCAGGGCUGAUCGGCGAGCCUGGUGAAGCCAACUAUGCCGCUGGAAACGCGUAUCAAGAUUCUCUCGCUCGCCAUCUCGUGUCCAAGGGUCAAAGAGCCAUUGCAAUUGGCCUGGGCAUGAUGGGAUCCAUUGGUUACGUAGCUGAAAGCCUUGACAGAGCCGCACAACUAGAACACAUUGGCCUCGACGCCAUGCGUCCUACCGAGUCCGUUGUUGACGCGGUCGAUAUUGUCAUACAAGGUCUCUCCAAGAAGCUCUGGAAUAUUCUCAAAGUCGAGGUCCAAGCAGAUCUCUCAGCGCCUUUGCACACAUAUGGCAUAGACUCGCUUGUUGCGAUUGAGCUGCGGUCCUGGAUCGUCAAUGAGAUGGGAGCGGAAACGACCAUUUUCGAACUCAUGGGAAGUGGGGGAUUGGACGUACUAGCACCGAUCAUUGUCAAACGGAGCAGCUUCGUGAAGGUCGAAAGCACGUAG